AUGAAGAAGGACCAGACUCAGUGGGUUAGCGAGGAGUGGGGGAUUGCAAGUCGCGGCGGCGAUGGCCUCGAUUCGAGCCCCCGUGGGGACCUCUUGGCGCCGGCGGCGGGGCCCAUGGUAUGCACCUGCAUCACCAACUACCAACCAUUUACAACACCGUUCGCUUCGAUGACGGACCACCACUCGACUAUUUAUGGAACGAGCUGGUCUACUAGACCUGGGAUCUCUGGAUAUCCGUCGAAUUUACCCGCCUUUCCACUCUCUAUCCAACGACCAGACAUGUCUGUCAAAACAAUGAGAUUCCGCAAAGUCCAGACCUCGGAGGCCGUCAAAGUCGCCGCGACCAUCCAAGCCUGCACUAAAUGCGAAAAGCGCGGAACCACCGCUCCCCCCUUCAAGCGCUGCGCCAAAUGCAGCAUGGCCUGGUACUGCUCGCGCCACUGCCAAACAGCCGACUGGAAAACGCACAAGAAAGUCUGCGGCCGCAACUCCGCCGAACGAUUGAACCCGUUCAUCCGUCCGAGGAAUCUUCUAGCCGUCAUCGAGAACCCGUACCACAAGCUCCAGAGUAAAACCUGGUUGCACGAUCGCCCGUACGAUGACGUCUACAAGCUGCUGAUUGACACUUACCGUCUGCGCAUGUACAACCAGUGGGCUCUGCAGGGUCACGCCGACGAAGACAGCAUCUACGCCUCGGGAGUGAGCGACGGGUAUGCCGGCUUCAGCCGAUUUCUACGGCUUGUAGAGCGACGGUACGGGCUGCUGCCUGAUGACUGGUCGUAUUCCGAUGUCGUGGACUGCGUGAACUACGGCUUGCGGAAUGAAUGGAGCGAUCUCAACGGGAAGGUCAACGAGACGAGUAUCUUUGCGUACUACGGGAGCCAGUCCGUUGUGGCGGAAUUGAAGAUAUUCGCGUGGCAGAUCUAUGGCUGGGAUGUCACUGGUUCUUUGACACCUCAUACGUUGAAAGCACUGGUUGAGGCGGAGGGGCGAGGCUCCUUUAGAUGA
This is a messenger RNA of Aspergillus mulundensis, 1008 nucleotides long. Its product is annotated as zinc finger MYND domain-containing protein. The record is from RefSeq and is a predicted model, not a curated record. Bases 1 to 1008 code for a protein of 335 amino acids. The transcript is spliced from 2 exons. NCBI's taxonomy places the organism in Eukaryota, Fungi, Ascomycota, Eurotiomycetes, Eurotiales, Aspergillaceae.